UCUCUCCGGCAGUUGUUGACUGUGUUGACAGCUGGCAGGAACUCCCGACCGGCUCCUGUUUUUCUCUGCGAGAAAACAGUAUUUUUUCCUCAUUUCCCCCUAUUGUAAACAAGGACAUUGGACGGCUUGAAGCUUCGACACAUGCCCGGGAUGGAGGAUUUUCAUAACGGCAGCGAGGGCUCAUUCAACUCAGAUGAAGCUGAUAGCGUUGUUAAAGAGUGCAUCGAGAACGUGGUCGCCGGUGACGACUACAGCCAGAGUCAGGUGAACAAAUGGACGGCCAGCAUCGUGGAGCGCUGCCUCACACAGCUGGUCAAAAUGGGGAAACCCUACAAGUACAUCGUGACGUGUGCUGUGAUGCAGAAAACAGGAGCCGGCCUCCACACAGCGAACUCCUGCUACUGGGACACGGCCAUGGAUGGAAGCUGCACGGUGAGAUGGGAAAACCGCACCAUGUACUGCGUGGUCAGUGUGUUUGCUGUGGCCAUCGCAUAGAAACACUCAUGAACCGCCGAGCCAGGACUGCAGUUCAGUCCGGCGGUCAGCAGGGGGCCUCCAAGGGCCACACAGUCCUCAUCCGUACAGCUGUGUUCACCUGACGGCUCCAACAGCUGCAUCGUUUCCAGCCUUCAGACGCAUGUGUCAGCCUCAUGUGUGUAUUUAUGUUGUGUUGCCACUGCAGUGCUUUAAUAACGUCACAUUUACGCCCAGCAGCAUGCCGGCAGCUGUAAACAACACAUUCUGUCCCUCUUCCUCAGUGCUUCAUCUGUUAUUUCAGUCAUGUCUGUGAGAGAACAGAGACUUUUUGUACCCGGAGCUGCAGGAUAAUAAACAUGAACAGAUUUAUGAACAA
Molecule: messenger RNA, 853 nt
Organism: Acanthochromis polyacanthus (spiny chromis)
Lineage: Eukaryota; Metazoa; Chordata; Actinopteri; Pomacentridae
Product: dynein light chain Tctex-type 1-like
Exons: 5
Coding region: 142-495 (117 amino acids)
Biological process (GO): microtubule-based movement
Cellular component (GO): kinetochore; cytoplasmic dynein complex; cytoplasm
Molecular function (GO): dynein intermediate chain binding
Source: RefSeq, a predicted model, not a curated record